UGUAAUGAGAGCACAGCAACUCUUAUACACUUUCAAAUUGAGCUUGAUGUUUGGAUAGAAACACUGGCUGUCAUUGAACAUCAGUUGGAAAAUAAGAAGAGACGAUACUGGGCUUUUAAGGGAUCAUUGGCAGGGUUGCGCGGCACGCAGACGUGGUAAUGCCAAGAGCUGAAUCCACUGCAAUGGACAACUCGUGUCAGGCCCUGUGUCGAACCUUAGUCACUCAAAAUGGCCUUCAGCCAGAGAACGUGGACAUUUCGCAGUCUGUGCUAUACACAUCCAUCAUGGGACUCCUGCUGGUGACAGACAAUGAGAAAGAGCUGCAACUGGGAAAUGGACAAGUUGGACUGCGUAACAUUGGAAAUACCUGUUUCCUUAACGCCAUCGUGCAGUGUCUCUCUCACACUCGUAGUCUUCGGGACUACUGUCUGAUGAGAACUUACCUUCAGGACAAACACUCCAACCAGGAACCUGGGCUUAUGAAUGAAUUCUCUAAAGUUCUGGCUGGCUUGUGGGAAUGUGAUAGUGGGGAAACCACAGUGAAUCCUGGGAAGUUUUAUCAUGUCUUUAAAGAGUCAGUGCCUUACUUCAGCGGCUAUAGUCAGCAGGACGCUCAGGAGUUCUUGCGGUUCCUCUUGGACAGGCUUCAUACAGAAAUCAACCGUCGUCCAGCCAAACGUCCUGCAGUUAUGGAAGUUAAAGAACCAGCAUACACACGAUUCAGGAUUUCAGAAGAGGCCUUUGCAAUGUGGCAGAGACAUCUUGAUAGGGAUGACAGUAAAAUUGUCGAUUUGUUCUCCGGUCAGCUGCGCAGUUCUUUGCACUGUUCAGUCUGCUCCCAUUACUCCAACACCUUUGAUGUGUUUUGCGACCUGUCACUCCCCAUCCCAAAGCAGAAGAGUGACUAUGGGCGAACUGUCACACUGAGAGAGUGUCUAGACCUUUUUUCCCAAGAGGAAAAACUUGAUAAAGAAAACUCACCGAUGUGUGAGCGCUGUAACCGUCGCACUGAGAGCACAAAGAGACUGACCAUUCAAAGGUUUCCUAGGAUCCUCGUGAUACACUUGAAUCGAUUUGCCAUGUCAAGGUACUCGAUCUCAAAGAGCACGGUCCCGGUUUCUUUCCCCCUCAAUGGGCUGGAUUUAGGGCCAUUUGGACCUGUUGACUGCGGUCCAGUGCUGUAUGAUCUUUAUGCAUUAUGCAAUCAUUCAGGCACAGUGAAUAUGGGUCACUACACGGCUGCAUGUCGAGAGGAGGAGGGCUGGUGCUAUUAUAAUGACUCAUGUGUUGGUGAAAUAACAGAGGAGAAGCUUCAGUCAAAUCAGGCGUAUGUUCUCUUCUAUGAGCUCAAAAACUGCAAUAUCACCAGAAAGUGAGGGCAGAAAGUGUGUUUUUAGGGGAGACUUCGGUGAUUAUCUACCGAAUUUCAGAUACCACAGGAAAAAGUUGCACUUAUGUUUGAAGAAAGUGAAUGAGCUUGAAAAAAACUGGUCAAUUUACAUCAUUACAUUUCAUUGUACAUCUAUGACAUUGAGGUAUUUUUUUACUACACUAAACAAUGUGUUUUAUUAACUUUAUGCACUCAGGAAAACACACUACUUUAG
Puntigrus tetrazona (Sumatra barb) is the source of this 1604-nucleotide messenger RNA. RefSeq names its product ubiquitin specific peptidase 21 (gene usp21). Gene Ontology annotation, biological process: protein deubiquitination. Bases 159 to 1376 code for a protein of 405 amino acids. Gene Ontology annotation, cellular component: cytoplasm. The record is from RefSeq and is a predicted model, not a curated record. Gene Ontology annotation, molecular function: cysteine-type deubiquitinase activity. The transcript has 13 exons. Lineage: Eukaryota; Metazoa; Chordata; Actinopteri; Cypriniformes; Cyprinidae.